Molecule: messenger RNA, 2806 nt
Organism: Habropoda laboriosa
Lineage: Eukaryota; Metazoa; Arthropoda; Insecta; Hymenoptera; Apidae
Gene: Acn
Product: apoptotic chromatin condensation inducer in the nucleus
Exons: 10
Coding region: 217-2748 (843 amino acids)
Molecular function (GO): RNA binding
Source: RefSeq, a predicted model, not a curated record
AUAUACCGAUGUGCCUGCGUUCCGGUUUCAUGGGUCUAUCUGAUACGAUGUAAAACGUUCGUGUUCAAUGGAGUACGGUGGUACGACCGAUUGUUAAAAGCGUCAUUGGAAACGUCGUUUCAAUUGUAGUGCAAUAUUUAUGUGUCAAUAAAAUUUCUAGAAGACGCAGCAUACCUGACAAAUUUUUAGCUAACGGACGAAACGCAUUCAUUGAAUAUGAGGCGCAAGAGUGAAAGAAAUAAAGCAAAAGCAGGGACUCCAGAGAAGGAAGUCGAAAAACCAACCCGAAAGUCAACACGUAGACGUGCAAAGCGAACACCUUCAACAUCUCCAGAACAGGAGAAUGCUGAGAUACCAAAAACUGUAAGCAAUAAAGAAAUAGAAAAGAAGUCAACACAUCUUCAAAAAAAGGAAAUAGGGCAACCAGAAGAAAAUAAUGAAAAGGUUUUGUCUACUGAGAUGGAUCUUAAGGUCAAAUCAGAAGAAGAUGAAGAGGACAACAUUGGUGGAUCAGUUUGGGAAGUGUCAAAAGCUGAUGCAUCACCUGGAGAGAUACAGAAGUUGAAAUUAUCUAGACAGCAUAACAUAUCAGAAGGAUUAUCUGAUACUUCUUUAAGUAGGAAAAAAUCGAACAAGUGGCAGGAAAGUGGUGAGGGAGUUGCAGAGGAGGCUGACUCGGCAGACAAGCAACUGGUUUCUUGUACAAGAAUGCUCAGUAGCACUGAACAGCCGAACGAUCCCUCCUCUUCAUACCCAGGUCAGGACUCCAACGAAGAGGUAAGUGAUAACAAGGAGAUCCCACCUGAAACCACUUCAGCCAACUUGUCUGACGAUAAACCAAACAUAGAUCAGCAAGGUGAAUCAAAUGAGGCAAAUUUCUCCAACGAAAACGCUGAUAGUGAACCCAUUAAGUCGAGUAACACAAUCAUGUUGGCUCCUAAUUCAAAUGGUGAUCCCUCAUCUGUGGAGACAAAUGUUAUACCAAAGGAAGAAAAAUCUGUGGAAGAUACCAGCGAAAAAUCAACGGAAGCCUUUAGUAAAGAUCCUAGUGUUGAAAACACUCAAAGAGAUACAAGUAGCGAUGAAGACGAUGAUGAAAAAGAAAAAAUUCGUAAAGUAAAUUCAUCAUCUGAGUCGAACGAUGAAAUUUGUACUAAAACUAAUAGAACUAGUGGCAGAGUACAAUGUGCCAGUCGCAGAAAGCAUCGAACUAAAUAUCGAGAUUCAUCUAAUUCCGAUACGCCAGAUUCUGAGGAUGAACCUUCUAUUAAAAGAGAGUUAGAAAUUGAUACUUAUAUGCAAGAAGAAAAAAUCAAUGCAGAAGAUUUUCAUGAACAGAAAGAUAAUUCUGAGUCACCAAAAGCAAGAAAUAAUUCUUUAUUGAAUAAUGUAAAAAUAGAAAUGGAGCAUUGUGAAGGAAAUAAAAAAUUAGACAGUCUAGCUGACAAAUCGGAAUAUUCUGCGUCAGCAGCAACUCAAUCGAUGACUUAUAAACCUGUGAAAGUAAAUUUAAAAAGAUCAUUUUCUUCGAGAAUGUUGAUAGAGAAGAAUGAUGCCAAAAGAGAAGAUAAUGAUGCAAAUGCAAAUAAUGAAACAAAUGUUCCACAUAAGGAAAAUCACGACAAUACCGAACAAGAGUCAAAAUGUGUUCCGAGAAAACGUCGAUGGGGCACUGCAUUAUCUACCGAUACCGCACCCUCAUUUUCCAUUUCUACGGAUUCUCUAAAAGCAUUAGUCCCCGGAGCAAGGCCAUUAUCGAUAAACGAAGUUCGUCUCUCAAAAGAUGACGACGAAGACAGAGAUCGUUAUCGAGUUAGUGAAAAAUGGCACAACUCUAGCGAGGGAGUGAACGAUAACAAGUCCGGUGACGAAAGUAUUGCUCAAAAGAAUGGUGCAGCAAAGAAAGGGGACGCGAAGAUAGACAAUCACAUAGCAGCAAGGCGUAAGAUAUCAAUUGUCAAAGAAACACCACACGUGAAAUCUCCGAGUCCACCUGCUACAAAACCUACCAACAUUCUUUUGAUUAAAAACUUGGUUCGUCCUUUCACAUUAAAUCAAAUUAAAGAGCUUCUGUCGCGUACUGGCACAAUCGUCGAGAAUGGAUUUUGGAUGGAUAGAAUUAAAUCCAAGUGUUUUGUAGAGUAUGCCAAUGAGGAUCAGGCAUUUGAAACGAGGCAAGCGCUACACGGUAUAUCCUGGCCUAUUUCAAACCCGAAGAGGCUUCAUGUUGAAUAUGCAACCAAAGAUGAUAUGGAACUAGCGCGGGAAUUGUCGAAGGAUCAAUCCAUUCCAAGAAAAACUGAGCCUCUUGUACCGUCCGAUUCAUGGCAACAAGAUUGGAACCGCGAGGAAAGAACAAAUACAAAGGUAAUGGUAGUUCGAGAAUGGGACCUAGGUAAAGAGGAUGGCCAGCAGCACAUGAAGGAGAAAGAACGUGAAAAAAAGGAUCACGAUAAAAAGAGGCGGCAAAGGAGUCGGAGUCCCGCAGUGGAAGCACAUCUUCCAGCUCCAGCUCGUAAAUUCAAAAAGAAAGAGGACGAGCCACCGCCGGCUAAGCUUUUAGAUGAUCUCUUUAGAAAGACAAAAGCAACGCCAUGCAUAUAUUGGUUACCACUCACAAAUGAACAGAUAGUCGUGAAAGAAGAGAUGAGAAGGCAACAUAUGGCAGAACAUGCGCGCAGAUUAGAAGAGAUGAGACGCGCGGAGAGAAACAGGGAUGGUCGUCGUCGUCGCAGCCCGAGAAAAUAGUUUUCUGUCCUCUACCAUUAUCGCUAAACGUCAACAUUAACUAUUCAACAGAGCGGCG